Phyllostomus discolor (pale spear-nosed bat) is the source of this 1939-nucleotide messenger RNA. It is a transcript of the gene NFYB, whose product is annotated as nuclear transcription factor Y subunit beta. NCBI's taxonomy places the organism in Eukaryota, Metazoa, Chordata, Mammalia, Chiroptera, Phyllostomidae. Gene Ontology annotation, biological process: regulation of transcription by RNA polymerase II. The record is from RefSeq and is a predicted model, not a curated record. The transcript is spliced from 8 exons. Gene Ontology annotation, cellular component: nucleus; CCAAT-binding factor complex. Gene Ontology annotation, molecular function: RNA polymerase II cis-regulatory region sequence-specific DNA binding; protein heterodimerization activity; DNA-binding transcription activator activity, RNA polymerase II-specific. The coding region runs from base 220 to 837 and encodes 205 amino acids.
GGCGGAGGGAGGGGAGGCCGAGUGCUGGAAGCGGAGCUCCGCGCUGGGACUGGUUCCUUCGCAGCCAUUUUCUGUCCAACCAAACAGCCGAUUGGAGACGGGAGCCAACCAGGGCUGCAUUGGAGGCUGGCACUGGGCAGGGGUUAGACGCCGACUCGGACGGCUCAGGCUGGUGUUCUUGGACACCACUGACAGCGCGGCUCUGACUGUUUCCUGACAAUGGACGGCGACAGUUCCACAACGGAUGCCUCCCAGCUCGGGAUCUCUGCAGACUACAUAGGGGGCAGUCACUAUGUCAUACAGCCUCACGAUGAUACUGAGGACAGCAUGAAUGACCAUGAAGACACAAAUGGUUCAAAAGAAAGUUUCAGAGAACAAGACAUAUAUCUUCCAAUAGCAAAUGUGGCCAGGAUAAUGAAGAACGCCAUCCCUCAGACGGGAAAGAUUGCAAAAGAUGCCAAAGAAUGUGUUCAAGAAUGUGUAAGUGAGUUCAUCAGCUUUAUAACAUCUGAAGCAAGUGAAAGAUGCCAUCAAGAGAAACGGAAGACAAUCAAUGGAGAAGAUAUUCUUUUCGCCAUGUCUACCUUAGGCUUUGACAGUUACGUAGAACCUCUAAAAUUAUACCUUCAGAAAUUCAGAGAGGCAAUGAAAGGAGAGAAAGGAAUUGGCGGGGCAGUCACAGCUGCAGACGGGCUAAGUGAAGAGCUAACAGAGGAGGCUUUCACUAACCAGUUACCAGCUGGCUUAAUAACUGCAGAUGGUCAACAACAAAAUGUUAUGGUUUACACAACAUCAUAUCAACAGAUUCCUGGUGUUCAACAAAUUCAGUUUUCAUGAUCGGAAGAAAUGGAGGAGUGGGAAGUACCGAGAAGCAAGGGAGUCUGUCUGAUUCCCAGGCAGAGACAUUGGAAGGAAAGGACUGGUGAAAUGAUGUCUCUUUGUAUAUUAAAUAGCUGUAAUGUAGCUUCCUGAUGCUUGACUAAUUGAGGUGUUAAUUCUGACUUGAGAAUCUUUUUCAUGAAUGAUUUUAAAGAAAAAUUUGGAUUUUAAAGGUAUUGAAAUAUUUUUGUUUUGUACGAGAGUUUGUUGCUCUGUAUGACUCCUGUAUGCAUUGUAUAUUGCAAUUUAUUACUGUCAGAUUUGUAGACAGUUUCUUAUUUUCAUAUUGAAUCAUGUUACUUUUGUAAUUCAAGUAAGCAGCUGGGUUAAUCCAUGAUGUUUACCCUUUAAAUAAAAUAUAAGGAUAAGGGUAGAGUUCAUUUUGAAUGCAAGUUGCCUUUAUUAUAAAUUUGAGUUUGUCUUGGUUAUAUAAUAUCUUGCAUGAUAACCUAGCUAGAUUUUUAGCAUUUGCCAUAUUUAUUAAAAUUAAUUUUUUGUAAAACAUAGCGUAAGCAGCACCAUUUUUUAAAAAAUGUAAUUGAAAAAAUAAGUGUGAAUGCAGAAGCAAUUAUUGUCUGCCCUAUUAAAACUGGUGCCCAUUAACAGUGUUUACACUGUUCAUUGUGCCUGUUAAGAUAAUUUUAGCUUAUUGGAACUUUUGUUAAGGCUAGAUUUGUUUAUUAUGAGUGUUGGAAUUCAUUUAAGUUUAAUGUAGCCCUACUGCUCUUGAAAUGGUGCCCCUUUCACUUUGCAUAAGAUUUUUCCAAAACAUAUCUUUGAACAUCAUAGUAUCCCUCUUUCAGAAGAGGAAUUUUGUAGUCUGAUGGUAAAUGUCCUUAUUUUACCUUUUUAAUUGAAAUGUCGUUUCCUAUUAUACUAUGGAAACCAAAAAAACAUCAGACAUCAUUAUGUGUAUACCGAUUUUUUUUUGCAUGGGUGAGUGAAUGAAAUGAAGAAUUGAGUGAGUGCUGUGAGUGGUGGGAAACAGAAGCUGCCAACUUCUAGUGUGCUGUCUUGUUAUUUGCAAUAAACUAAACUUAGAUAAUGUAACUUUGUAUAA